GGCGGAGCUGCUAUGACUUAUUCCGAACAAAGCCUCUUUUUUCUUACAAACGCCUUCCGAUGCCUGAGUCACCGCGCGCGGCGGUAUGCCGGCCUGGGAAAGCGAGCCAAACUCGGGGGCGGCGGAUCACCCCGAAGACAGCUGUACGCGGCUCUUACGAGAACAAACCUGCCUAGUGACGAGCGGAAAGACUGACGGGAUUCAUAAUGGAACCGCGUUUAAAUGAGACUUUGUUUUUGCUUCGGAUUUAAGAUGAAUAAAGGACGUUUUUUCAGCGUAUGGCUACUUUUCACAGUUUUUUAUCCACAGUUUUCAAAGUGUGAUGUUUCAUGUCAGCGGGUCAAUGAAAACGAUUUCAGCCGGGGAGAGUGUCCAGUCAGGCUGACCUCGGUGGCGUUUAACAACUCCCAUGGAUACUUUGAAAAUAUUACCUUUCAAGUUUGGAUGAAAAGUGAAGAGUUAUGCGAAUGCCCCAAGAUUGAAAUUCGUGGGAAACGUGUCAGUGUUAUUAGACCUGUCCUGAAAAAAGAAAGAGAGCCAUCAGAGAAUCACAGUGGAACACUUCGAUGUGAAAAUAAUAGCAGGGCAGGCGGGAAAUGCAAGUGUAACAAAAAGUUAACACAAAAAAGACAUUUUAAUUGGUGGAAACUGGAGUAUUAUUAUUCCAAAGCUGAAGCUGGGACGAAUGUUUCCAUCUCCUAUGUAACAAGCUCAUCAAACUGCAGUGUUACCUACCAAGUACCAGACCCCCGACCAGACUUCACUGUGAAAGUCAAUAAGUCGGCCAGAACGAUCGCCGUGUCUGUGGAUUCUGCAGAAAAAGUCAACAGCAGGUUGUGCUAUAAGAAGCAUUCUCUGUUCUGUGGCUAUGGAUCCGGGCUGAAUCACGACCCAGAAAAAGUUUCUAAAUCGGUUGUUUUCAACAUCUCCUACCUGCUGCCCUGCCUGUGUGUGGAGGUUUAUUACACCUACAGAGACGCUAGGAGACGAAAAAUCUGCCCUUUUGAAAAUGAAAAUCUCCUAGAUGCUGAAGAUGUUCUGCGUACCUCAGAAGUUACUGUGUACAACUCAGAAAUCAAAUGGGGCUACGAGUGUCCUGCCCCUGGUCUCAACCUCUCUGCCUCCCUCUGCUGGAAGCUUCAGGAACAUCUCUGUGUACCUGUGCCCAACUCUGUCCUGAAGAAGACAGAUCAACUACACCUGAUGUUUAACACCUCUGGCGUUGACGUUCAUCCGCAGAUGUGUGUGAAGUUUUCUUUACAAGACAAACAUAAUAUUUCCUGCCUUUACCAGAAUGAAAAUCCUGGUUGGGAAGCAGAUAUUGGAGCAGGAAGGCAGAGCAUGGUGGUACAUCUCACCUCCUCUACCCCGGGGAACUUUUCAGCUCAGCUCUGUGUUCUUACUGAUAGUGGAUGCACACCUGUGGGACCAAUCCACUCUGUAGCAAUGACAGAAGACGUCUCCAAGAAAAGCAUUGAGGUUUCUGUUGAUCUCACUGAUGAGAAGCCCUGUGUUCAGGUGUGGAAAUCAGAUCCGGCUCUUAUUGGAAGAAGAAUUCUGUGCUUGGACUACACGCGUAACAGAAGCGGGACGUACGCAGCGGCAGCCGUCAUGUCUGGCGUGGUUUUCCUGCUUCUUGGAAUGGUUAUCCGCCGUGUCAUCAAAAGUGUAACGGAAGACUGGCUGGUCAUCCAGAAGCCGCUGCUGCUGGUGUGUUCAUCAGACCAGUCCACGCAUGUCUCUGCUGUCUGCGCCUUAGCCUCCAUCCUUCACGGGAAGCUGGGCGCCACGGUGCACACGGCCCUCUGGGCUCAGAGCUCCCAAAAGCCGUCUGCGAGCGGAGCCGGCGUGGCAGACCUGGGCCCAGUUCCCUGGCUGUACGGACAGUGGGAAGCUGUCUGCAAGGCACAAGGAAAAGUGCUGAUCGUUUGGAGCCCUGAUGCCAAGAAGACCUACGAGAGGUGGAGGCUGGAGAGGAGGAAGAAUGGAAGAGCUGAAGACUGCAGAAAAGAAAAUCCAAGGCAGGAAAAAAUCAGAGCAGAGGAGGAAGAGCUCUUAAACAGUGACAGUAGAAAGGUGGGAAAAUGGAAAAAAGCAGCAAGAAAAAAGGAUGCUGUUCAAAUGUGUGAGGAAGGAGACGGGUUUUUAGAGAAGGAGCCCUCUGCAGUGAUAGAGCCCGUGUUUGUGGCGGCGCUGGCCUCUUUGGAGGGGGCACUGCGGAGCUGCAAAGAUCAACAAGUCGCCAUCGUCUAUUUCCAGGGACUGUGCCACAGCAAGGACAUCCCAAAGGACCUGAGAGGCAUCUCUCGCUACUGUUUACCUCAAGAUUUCAGUGGUUUACUGCAGGAGCUGGGCAUGGAGAGGGGCGCAGGGCAUUGGCCCAGACUCCCGUCCAAGCUGUUAUCGACGUGGCUGGCACGCCGGCUGGCUCGCCGGCUGCAAACGCUGCUCCUCCAGAUGAAAGGACAGAGCCUCUCGUCAUCGGCGAAAUGAAACGGAGCAGGUUCGGGUUGCAGUCGCCUGCCAGGUCGGGAGGCGUACACAAGCAGGAGCUCCUUCAGGAGGAGUCAAGAGAGGAGCUGUGAUCUCAAGUUUCACGUGCCAGUCUUUUUUUGUUCUACUGGAAAUAUGAUCCUCAAAGAAAUUGGAGCCCGUUGUUCUACAGUUGAGCAUAUCAGAGGUGCUCACCUGGCAGGGCCUCUUCAUUACCACUUGUUUGCAUAAUGAGGAGCGAUAAACGCUCCUGAAUUCUGACGUUUGGGACUCCUUCUUAUCUCUAAAUAUGUCACCCACCGUGGAGACGAUCUUCCAAAUGAUCAUUUGACGUUGGAAUGUUUUAAAUACCGUUGACAGCAAAGGUGACUAAAAGCCCAGACUUAACUGUUUUCCCACAGAAACCUGCUGAUUUGCAUGGGGUUUUCCUAGCAAACAAACAGACAGACAGACGGAGCCGUCUCUGGAAUUCCUUCAUGGAGCGCCCGAGGCCGAAGACGCGGCAUAAUGAUUAUUUCCAAAGUAAGCUGUAAGUUCUUAAGAAGGGUCUUAAAGUACAAACUUGCCACUUUACUGCCAGCCUAUUACCGUCUUCUUGCUGAGCGACUUUUGCACACACGCUACCUCAUAUUAAACUUGAAAUGAAAAUGCUUGGAAAAGAUCCAGGGAAGGACAAAGUGUCAAAGAAAUAUAACCGGGUCAGCUGCUGUAUCCAAAAAUCACUGAAGAAAAAGGUCUCCACAGGGGUACUUUCCCCACUUUUCACUUUUACCUUCAUAAGACAAUUAAAGCCAACUGAAAAUGUUAUGCAAAGCAGCUUUAGCUAAUAAGCUGGGGAGUCUGUCCAGGUCUGCACACAAUGGGACUGACUCUCUCCAGUCGUAUUUGUUCAGUUCUCUGUUUGUGUUUUGCCGCUUAAAUACACAGAGGUGUCUUUAUGUUGGCGCUGCACCAGUUUCAAUACAGAACAAUGCACAGGAGUGUGAAUAAACUAAAGAUUUCAUAGCAAAA
Molecule: messenger RNA, 3504 nt
Organism: Oryzias melastigma (Indian medaka)
Lineage: Eukaryota; Metazoa; Chordata; Actinopteri; Beloniformes; Adrianichthyidae
Gene: il17re
Exons: 17
Coding region: 223-2493 (756 amino acids)
Molecular function (GO): interleukin-17 receptor activity
Source: RefSeq, a predicted model, not a curated record